GUUCCGUCAGAUAUUACAUUACUGGAGUAUAAAUACUCCAAGAAUAAUAAAAAGAAAAAAAUAAAUUCUUUGAAGAAACUUUUUAUUUAUUUGUCCUUUUUUACCUUUGGAAAUAACUGUAACAAAUUAAAUAGUCAGGAUGUCAUACAUAUACUUUCCAAUGUAUAUUCUGAUAAUAAAAUAAGUAAUGAUGAAAAGUUAAACACGCUCAAUAUUUUGAACAUCCUUAACACUAGACAGAAAGAUAUCGACAGACAAGUAAAGUGUAAAAUGUAUUCCUUCUUAGGAUCCUUAUUAUUUCCAAUGUUUUGCUUAAGACAGUUUAAAUAUUAUGACAGCAAAACGAAAAUUAUUAUAUUACCCUUUACAACAAUAUUGGGGUUAUAUUUGGGUUCUUUUUGUGGAAACAUAUUAACAGGAAGAUUUAAUGAUUAUAGAAGAUCUAAAUUUCUGGGGACAUUACCAGCAAAUGUGUUUAUAAAAAAAUAA
This is a messenger RNA of Plasmodium gaboni, 489 nucleotides long. RefSeq names its product putative phosphatidate cytidylyltransferase. The record is from RefSeq and is a predicted model, not a curated record. The transcript is spliced from 5 exons. Lineage: Eukaryota; Apicomplexa; Aconoidasida; Haemosporida; Plasmodiidae. The annotation marks the transcript as partial.